Micropterus dolomieu (smallmouth bass) is the source of this 3020-nucleotide messenger RNA. RefSeq names its product actinin, alpha 2b (gene actn2b). Gene Ontology annotation, molecular function: calcium ion binding; actin filament binding. Bases 116 to 2800 code for a protein of 894 amino acids. Gene Ontology annotation, cellular component: cell projection; cortical actin cytoskeleton; plasma membrane. NCBI's taxonomy places the organism in Eukaryota, Metazoa, Chordata, Actinopteri, Centrarchiformes, Centrarchidae. The record is from RefSeq and is a predicted model, not a curated record. Gene Ontology annotation, biological process: actin cytoskeleton organization; muscle cell development. The transcript is spliced from 22 exons.
CGUCGCUUGUACAUCUGUGGCAACCAGGGCCAGACGUCUGUCAGGUCGGGAGGACAAGGGCAAGCGUGAGGACAACACGCAGUUGAGUUGAGGAACAGAAAGUAACGGCGCAAUAAUGAUGACCCAGGUGGAGACCACGGUGCACUAUGAUAACGGCUACGAGGAGGAGUACAUGAUGCAGGAAGAUGACUGGGACAGGGACAUGCUGCUGGACCCUGCCUGGGAACAACAGCAGAGGAAAACCUUCACAGCCUGGUGUAACUCCCACCUGAGGAAAGCUGGUACUCAAAUUGAAAAUAUUGAGGAGGACUUCAGGAAUGGACUCAAACUCAUGCUGCUACUGGAAGUUAUCUCAGGGGAGAGGUUACCCAAGCCAGACAGAGGGAAGAUGCGAUUUCAUAAGAUUGCUAACGUCAAUAAAGCGCUGGACUUCAUCACGAGCAAAGGAGUGAAAUUGGUCUCCAUUGGAGCUGAAGAGAUUGUGGACGGUAAUGUAAAGAUGACUCUUGGAAUGAUCUGGACUAUCAUCCUCCGCUUCGCCAUUCAGGACAUUUCUGUGGAAGAAACAUCUGCCAAGGAAGGUCUCCUCCUGUGGUGUCAGAGAAAGACUGCCCCCUACAGGAAUGUCAAUGUCCAAAACUUCCAUGUCAGCUGGAAGGAUGGCCUGGCCUUCUGCGCCCUGAUUCAUAGACACAGACCCGACCUCCUCGACUACUCUAAGCUCAAUAAGGAUGAUCCUCUGGGGAACCUGAACCUGGCUUUUGACAUAGCCGAGAAACACCUGGACAUUCCCAAAAUGCUGGACGCAGAAGAUAUCAUCAACACCCCCAAGCCUGAUGAAAGAGCUAUCAUGACCUAUGUGUCCUGCUUUUACCAUGCUUUUGCUGGAGCUGAGCAGGCAGAGACGGCUGCCAACAGGAUCUGUAAGGUGCUCGGUGUAAACCAGGAGAAUGAGAAAAUGAUGGAGGAGUAUGAGAGACUGGCCAGUGAGCUGCUGGAGUGGAUCCGCCGCACCACUCCCUGGCUGGAGAACCGGACCCCAGAGAAGACCAUGGCAGAGAUGCAGCGGAAGCUGGAGGACUUCAGGGAUUACAGACGCCAGCACAAGCCCCCUAAAGUGCAGGAGAAGUGCCAGCUGGAAAUUAACUUCAACACCUUGCAGACAAAGUUGCGCAUCAGCAAUCGCCCUGCCUUCAUGCCCUCUGAGGGGAAGAUGGUAUCUGACAUAGCCAGUGCAUGGCAAGGCCUGGAGCAGGCAGAGAAAGGCUAUGAGGAGUGGCUCCUUACAGAGAUCCGUAGGUUGGAGAGGCUAGACCAUCUGGCUGAAAAGUUUCGCCAAAAAGCCACCAAUCAUGAGAACUGGGCCAGCGGUAAAGAACUGAUCCUCUCCCAGAAGGACUACGAAGCAGCCACCCUGACAGAAAUCAGAGCAUUGCUUCGAAAACACGAGGCCUUUGAGAGUGACUUGGCAGCUCACCAGGACAGAGUGGAGCAGAUUGCCGCCAUUGCACAGGAACUAAAUGAGCUGGAUUACCACGAUGUUGCUGCUGUGAACCAACGCUGCCAGAGCAUCUGUGACUUGUGGGACAAGCUGGGAACCCUGACUCAGAAGAGGAGAGAGGCACUGGAGCGAACAGAUAAGCUGCUGGAGACUAUUGAUCAGUUGUUCUUGGAGUUUGCCAAGAGGUCGGCUCCUUUCAACAACUGGAUGGAUGGAGCCAUGGAGGAUCUCCAGGACAUGUUCAUAGUGCAUACUAUUGAAGAGGUCCAGAGUCUAAUCGCAGCUCAUGAGCAGUUCAAAGCUACUCUACCUGAGGCUGAUGCAGAGAGACAGGCCAUAUUGGGAAUCCACAAUGAGGUGCAGAAGAUUUCCCAGAGCUAUGGGAUCAAGGCCAACAUUAUCAACCCCUACAGCACCAUCACAAUUGAAGAGCUUCUGAACAAGUGGGAAAAGGUGAAGAAGCUGGUUCCUCAGAGAGAUAGUGCCCUCCAGGAGGAAAUGGCACGCCAGCAUGCCCAUGAAAGGCUGAGACGACAGUUUGCUGCCCAGGCUAAUCUCAUUGGACCCUGGAUACAGGCCAGGAUGGAGGAAAUUGGACGUUGCUCCCUGGAGAUAGGAGGCACCCUGGAGGACCAGAUGACCCAGCUGAAACAAUUUGAACACAUCAUUGUUGCUUACAAGCCCAACAUCGACAAGUUGGAGGGAGACCACCAGCUAAUCCAAGAGUCACUGGUGUUCGAUAACAAACACACCAACUACACUAUGGAGCAUAUCCGUGUCGGGUGGGAGCUGCUCCUCACAACCAUUGCCCGAACCAUCAACGAGAUUGAGACCCAGAUCCUGACCCGGGAUGCCAAAGGCAUCAGCCAGCAGCAGAUGAAUGAGUUCCGAUCCUCUUUCAACCACUUUGACAGGAAGAAGAAUGGAGCAAUGGACACUGAUGACUUCAGAGCCUGCCUCAUUUCUAUGGGUUAUGACUUGGGAGAGGUGGAGUUUGCCCGUAUAAUGAUACUUGUGGACCCCAAUGGUACAGGAAUCGUCUCUUUCCAGUCUUUCAUUGACUUUAUGACCAGAGAGACUGCUGAUACAGACACUGCCGAGCAGGUUGUGGCAUCCUUCCGGAUCCUGGCAAGUGACAAGCCCUACAUACUAGUGGAGGAGCUAAGGAGAGAACUUCCUCCUGAACAAGCAGAGUAUUGCAUCAUGAGGAUGCCACCUUACACCGGCCAUGGAGCACCUCCAGGAGCACUGGACUACACUGCCUUCUCCACCGCCCUCUAUGGAGAGAGCGACCUUUAACCCCCUGUCUUCCAUCUCAAUGAAUUUAAGGAAUCUAUAAGAAAGUUGGAUCAAAUAUGUUGAAUGAAUUGUUUGUGUGACCAUAGUUUUCUGAUGCAUUAGACUGUCUACAAUCAUGCUGAGCAUUGUCAUGUGUCUUUGUACGCUUGGAUAAAAUAUUCCCCCUAAACAAAAAUGUAUUGCCAUGUUAAAAAUAUAUUGUGAGAAGCGGUGCAUUGUA